AUGUCUCACAAACAAGGGAAAUUGAGUCCUAAUACUCCACAGACAAACCCAAAUGCUAUUAACCGUAAUGCGGGCAUUCAUGCACUGGAAUAUGAAGAAGCUAUGGAAGUCGAACAACCCUUGAGUGAUACUUCAGAACACGAUCCAUCCUCAGAUGCAAGUCAGGAUGAACAACACCCUUGGUUUUAUAAUGCUACUGUCAAAGGAUGUUGCGGGACAACUUGUGAACAAACAGAUGUUUCGGUUGAUGCCUUUGACGAAAAUGACGAAGCAAGAGCUUCAGGAGUUAUCGAAGGUGUCUUCGAAAACAUUUUACAUCAGAAACAAAGUGCCGCACGUGCAGAUGUUCGCGUGGUUCGAGGAUCAGGAAUGAUUCGUUGUCUCCCGUGGAAAAUACUUGUAAUUUUUCAUCCACCGGACGCUCAGUCGACAAUUGGUGUUUUUGUACAGUGUAAUGCAGAAAGCGAAUCACUAACCUGGAGUUGUACUGCCAAAGCAACUAUUCAGUUAGUUGCUCAGAGAUCGAAUUGCAAGAAUAAAGAAAUGAAAAUUCAGCAUACUUUCACACACAAGGAAAACGAUUGGGGUUUCCAACAAUUUAUUAGUUAUGACGAGUUGCUUAAUCCAGAGAGAGGUUUCUUAUCUCCAACAGAUCCGAAAGAUACAAUUAUUAUCCGAGCUCAUAUUAAAGCUGAUGCUCCUCAUGGUGCUGAUUGGGAUUCCAAACGCCACACUGGAUUUGUUGGACUGAAAAAUCAGGGCGCUACUUGCUAUCUGAAUUCUCUACUUCAAGCAUUGUAUUGCACAAAUAAAUUACGACGUGCAGUAUUUUUAAUGCCAACGGAAAGUGAUGAUGCCCAAACAAGUGUACCUCUGGCUCUGCAGCGAGUAUUUUAUGAAUUGCAGUUCAGUAGUCGUGCUGUAGGCACUAAAAAGUUGACUCGCAGUUUUGGUUGGGCCACUUUAGACUCAUUUAUGCAACAUGAUGCUCAGGAAUUAUGUCGGGUUUUACUAGACAACUUGGAAAACAAAAUGAAAGGUACUUCAGUUGAGGAUGUUAUACCCGGACUAUUUUGUGGGAAAAUGCUUUCUUAUAUAAAUUGUAUCAACGUUCCUUAUUCUUCUAAGAGAGAAGAAAAUUUCUAUGAUAUCCAACUUAAGGUUAACGGAAAUCGUUCUGUUUAUGACGCUUUCAAUGAAUACAUUGCGAAAGAAACCCUCUCUCAAGAUAAUAAAUAUGAUGCUGGUGCUUAUGGGCUCCAAGAAGCUGAAAAAGGUGUUAUAUUUACACGAUUUCCGCCGGUAUUGUACCUGCAACUAAUGCGUUUUCAGUAUGACUUCGUUGCUGAUACAAAUAUCAAACUAAAUGAUCGGUUUGAAUUUCCACCUAUUCUUAAGUUGGAUCAGUUUUUGGCUGAACCAAAACCAUCUACUUACAAACUUCACGCUGUACUUGUGCACUCUGGUGAUAAUCAUGGUGGUCAUUAUGUUGUAUAUAUAAAUCCAGCGCUAAAUGGUAUAUGGUAUCAGUUUGACGAUGAUGUUGUUUCACGUUGCUCACCCCGUGAUGCUAUCGAUAUGAAUUUCGGAGGUAGUGAUGAUCCUGAUAUGCGUCUUUGCACAAACGCUUAUAUGCUUGUGUAUAUCGCAGAUUCCGCGAAAGAUGAUGUUUUAUGCCCUGUUUCUGAGAUAGAUAUUCCUGAGACAUUACGCGAGCGAUUCAUGGAUGAACAAAAAAUGGAUGAGGCUAAAAGAAAACAAAAAGAAAAAGUUCAUUUGUAUGUCGCUAUUCAGUUAAUACUUGAAGAGGACUUCUAUGGUUGGCAAGGUCCAGAUUUGUGUAGUCAAGAGUUAUUGCCCAGUCGGAUGUUACGCGUUCAAAAACAAACUGUUCGUCCGAAAUUACUAGAAGAUGUAGCAAGUGUGUUGCAUUAUCAGCCUGAAGGAAUACGUUUGUGGCGGUUUCAACCUCGACGUAAGAACAUGCCUACUCAUCUAAUUGAACUUUGUGAUAAUCAACCAUUAUGCGCUAUGAAAGAUGCUCUCAUAUUUUUUGUUCAGUCCGAUACUUCGACUAAUUCAUUUAUUCCUCGUGUGGAUAAAGAACAAACUGUGAUAGAUCGACACUUGUUUUUCCUCAAAUAUUUCGAUCCAUUCACUUGGACGUCAACAUUUUGUGGCCAUGUGGAAAUUCGCAGAGAAGAAUCGUUGAGGGUUAUUGAACCAAUAGCUCGCGAACGGGUUGGAUUACCUUCUAAUUGUAAAUUAAUGUUUUUCCAAGACGAUGCGAAAUCUUUGAUAUCUGAAAUUACACAACUUGAUAUCCCAAUAUCUAAAAUGUAUAAACGCGAUAUCCAAGGACAGAUUUUGUACUUUCAAGUUAAAUCAAUGAAUUGUUCAACCCCACUACCAUUUGGAUUGAUGGAAACCACUGAGAUGGGGAAAGAAGCGUUGAGCAGUUUGGUAGAUGAUGCGCAUGUUUUGUCGUCUGUCGAAAGUCCUCUUACUGACAACAGCCAGGUUAUUGGUAUGAAUGGUAUAGUCAUCCCUUCAAAUAUCGUGGACGAUAAUGUUAGUGGUAACGCAGAUGUUUGCAGAGAUAUUUCGGAGUCUUCUGUUGUCUCGUUAUCGAAUAUUGAUUCCAUUACUUUGCAUAAAAUGGCUACUUUCCCAGCAGUAGCUGGCAAUAAAUCUCGAUCUUGUAUGAAUCUGAUGGGUCAACCGAUUACGGCGGAUUUACAAACGCAAACAAUCUCAUCUGCAGAAAAACUGACGAUUUUCGAUUACUUCAGCAGUUAUAUACGUCAGUUCGAAAUAUUAUUGGUGGAUAAGCUUAGACCUCAGGACGCUGGGAUUCUCAUUCAGGUGUCAGCCGAUCUUACGUAUUGGGAAUUCGCCAAUGUUGCUGCAGCUUACCUAUCAACGCAAAGUAACCGUCUUCAAUUUUUCCGUUCACAACAAGGAUUUGGCAAUACGACGGAUGCUGUUAAUGCACCAAUUUAUGUCUCACCUGUCUCCACUGGGACUGGUGUCACUGGAAGUGAACUUGCAUCUCCACCUAUCAGUUCAGAAACUACAGAGAACACUUGUGGCAAUAACAACGUUUGUUCUGUAGAGAGUGGGGCUUUAGGAGUUACAGGAACUCGUGGAUCACCAAUUCAUCCUCAUUUGUUAACAGCCAAAUCAUCUGGUUUCCCAACGUCGUCACCCUACUUAAAUUCACUUGUGGCAGCAGCAGCCGCUCAGGGUUUGAUGCGAGAACCUCCCGGUCCUGCAAUCAGCUCUUCAUAUUCUGGUACAUUGCAGGAAUUUUUCCUUCCGUUUACUGUUGCGCACACGAAUACUUCAUGGGCUUCUGAUGUUGGUGGUAUCGGGCCAGGUUUAGUUAACAGCGGAAAUACAUUGUCAGGAACUGGUGGAAAUACUCCCACUCCAGAUCGCUUCCCAAUACCGCUUAAUCGUUUUUGUGGUGCUGUGACUGUUAGCCGUUCUCCUUUGGGUCCUGUUACUUCUUCCCCACCUCGUCGUGUGUACUACGCACAUCUGGCUAUUCGAAUUGAUGAACUUGAAACAAUGCGUCAAGUUCGUGUGAUUUAUGUUGGGCAAAAAUUAUCGGAAAAGGCAGAAUUAAUUCUUUCAGUACCCCAGAAUGGUUUAGUUUUUGAUCUUUUAAAAGAAGCUUCUCGUCAUUUAGUCUUGCCUCCUGGUGGUUCUGGCCAACUGCGUUUACUCAAAAUCUCUCGUAAUCGAAUUAUACAAGAGUAUCCUCCAACACAAAAACUUUCACUCAUACCUGAAUCUGCUGUGUUUCCCCAAACAUAUGCAGGGUCGUCUCCUAUUCAUAGUCUUCGGAUUGAAGAAAUUCCUCUUGACGAAAUAAACUUGAAACCUGACGAGACUGUAGUGUACGUUUCUCAUUUUGACAAAGCUUUCACAGAGACUUUCGGGGUGCCGUUUACUGUACGCAUUCGAGAUGGAGAAAAUUACACUGCAGUGCGCGAGCGUAUACGUAAACGACUAGAAGUACCUGAAAAGGAGUUUGACCGUUGGCGAUUCGCUGUAAUUUAUCCAACUGAGGGCGCUUACAUCCCGAAUGAAGGAGAUCCCACAGUGCAGAUAAAAAGAUUUACUCACUAUUGUCUUCCUGAAAGUCGCCCAUGGUUGGGAAUUGAUCAUAAGCCAUCUAAACGUCCUCGUUAUGCUCCAAAUGAAAAACCUAUCAAGAUUCAUAAUUAAAAAAUUCAUUCAUUGAUUUGUGCGAAAUAUAUCUUCACUUCGUUUCUCGCGCGACUUGGUUUUGAAGAUAUUUUUUCCUUCAGUUAUCUGCAGGCUAACUGUAAAACCAGUGACUUUUAACCAGCUUUUCAUAUUACCAGUUGUGAAUGACUUUCAAAAGCUUCGUUAACAUAUUCAUAGGUUCGAUGGAUUAUCUUUUUCACCUUGUCAGUACUUUGAAUAAUUAUCUAGUACUCUGCAGUGCUUGUGUUUGUCACUUUCACUGUGACAAUAUUCAUGUAAUUUCUUAGCUUUGCUGUUUGUAUUGUGCAUAUGAGACAAAUGUGAUGCUCUCAAAUGCUCAAGAUUCUUCGUACCUAUUUUGAAUUAAGUUGAGCUUGUCCACCGUCUGCAACACUAGUUAUGCCGUAAAGUGUUGUUGUCUAACUCUCAACCAAAUUUAUGAAUUACUUCGAAGCAUUUUAGAUCAAUUGUAUUGAAUAAAAUUUAUCUGCACAG
This is a messenger RNA of Schistosoma mattheei, 4734 nucleotides long. NCBI's taxonomy places the organism in Eukaryota, Metazoa, Platyhelminthes, Trematoda, Strigeidida, Schistosomatidae. The record is from the annotation of a GenBank genome assembly.